Westerdykella ornata is the source of this 1417-nucleotide messenger RNA. RefSeq lists its product as uncharacterized. Lineage: Eukaryota; Fungi; Ascomycota; Dothideomycetes; Pleosporales; Sporormiaceae. Bases 1 to 954 code for a protein of 317 amino acids. The transcript has 3 exons. The record is from RefSeq and is a predicted model, not a curated record.
AUGAAGAGAAGAAGCGCAGUGGUGUGGGUGUUUUUGGUUGUUGUGGGUAUUACUCUUCGUGCUGUUGAGCCGUAUACUGUUCCCUUCCCAAACGCUGGUUCCUCUACAACACCAUCACACUCUCACAAUCUUGCGCGGUCUUUAAGCCCCCUUUUCGACGGCGUAAAUGAGGAUGGCUUCAGCUCGGAAAUGUUUCCAUCCUUCGACGAUGAGGCGGAAAACCACGGUGCCGUCUCAGAAUGCACUCACUGCUACAUCCACUGCAGCCACAGGGUCUGUCAAGAGCUCAUGGUCCGAUCGAGGAAACUCUUAAAGCAACAAGAUUGUUUUCUCAACUGUUCAUGUGGCCCCAUCAACUACAUCGAGCUAGAAGUCGCCGCGCCGGCUCUUCCGCAGCAAAUGGACGCAGACCUUGUACAAGACAUAAUUAACGCAACCGACAAUAUUGCUUCCUCUCAAGAGUUCGCGAUUCAAUCCUCGGACUGGAAAAGCAUCAUCAACCUGGUCCAAGCAUACGCAGACCAAGACUCAUCUAGGGGAUUGGGCACGUUGCGUAAACUCGGCACCACGCUCAGAAAGACUUCCGACUUGAAGGCUGCGACCUACUCUAGCUCCUGCUUCUUCAACUGCUUGACGAAAUACUUCUCCUGGUCCAUGGCAAAUCCCGAUGGUUCAGGUACUCUGACAUGCCGCACGAUCACUCCGCAGAAGCUCAAGGAAGAAAUCAACAUAUACCUCGACACAUACCUGAUCGACUACAUGGAGCGAUAUGGCCAGGAAUAUCUACGACUUGUGAAAGAUAUAAACCUAAAAUCUCCUCUGACCAUUGCAACACGUUUCAAGGAGCGCGGCGCCAUCAAACACGUCUGGGAUUACUGGCAAUGCAUGCUGGCGAUGACCGUCAAGAUGCUGCAAUGGCGUCACCUCCAGUUGCAGGCCGCGUCAGCGGAAUGAAUCUCUACGUCAAAGUAGGUCAUCACUCAUCGCAUAUCCUCCGGUCGAGAACCGGUAGGAUAGAUACUGAUGUCAGUUCGCUAAUGCGCGUAGCUUAGUUUGAUCCCUCAGAACCAGAUCCGCAGUGGCUAUAUUCGAACCGUCCGCUACCUAGUUGUACGAUAUAUGCAGCAGCGUCGCUAUCAUCGGGCUGCUCACAGGAGUUUCGGCGUUGUUCCUUUCCAUAUACCCAUGCAACACUGCUUUUCAGAAAGGGGGCCACUAUCUGGAUGCCAUCUGUAUUCCAUCUGUCUACCCUUAAAUGCCCUCGUUACGGCAACUCGCCGAGGGUGGUUCUGGUUCGAUGUUCGUAUACUCAUCAUGCUCAAAAUUCAGUCAUCGCAAUGCUUGAAAUUUCUAUUGUUGACGUACUCGCAUAUACAUAGUAGAUGGAGUUAGAUCGUAUUGGAGGAAUAUGAUUGGC